Cotesia congregata is the source of this 264-nucleotide messenger RNA. The record is from the annotation of a GenBank genome assembly. NCBI's taxonomy places the organism in Eukaryota, Metazoa, Arthropoda, Insecta, Hymenoptera, Braconidae.
AUGUCCAGAAAAAUGGAUGAAGUUAUGUCUCACAAAAUAUCAUCUAGCACUAACCAAAGUGCUGCUAGCUCCUGCAAACCACCACAGUCCAAAAAUUCAUUGACCCGUUCCUCUACAUGGUCGAAUAUUCGCUCUGAAAAAAAUGAACUACAGCUCGUUGAGAUGAAAUCGUCUAAGUCCAAUUUAAAGACCUUGGACCCUGCUCUAGGAAAAGAUGGAACUAUCCAAAAAACUCAGAACACACCAUUUAUAGCGUCCAAGAAA